GACUAGAGUGUGUAACGGGAAUCACGGUUUGUUCCCAAUGGGAAUAACCGUGAUUUUCCCGGGAAAACCGGGAAUGUGUUGGGAGUAGGGUAUUAAAAUACCCGACACAAAUCCUAACAUAUUCCCGUCUAUAAUACAAAAUAUACAACACUAUUUUUAUUAAGUGGGUUAACACCUAACAGAAACAUAGGGAAUAUUAAGGGAAUAUAUAGGGAAAAUAUAGGGAAUUUUUAUGGGAAUAUUUUAUUAAUUAAUUAAUUUCUUUAAUACUUAUUGGGAAUUAAGUAUAGUAUAUGAAUUUAUAUUAGGGAAGGCACGGCAUGUUUGCACACGACACCAAUAGGUGUUGUGCGCAAACAAUAAGUCCCAUUGAUUUUGAGAGUAUAUAAACUGCUGUAAACCAUUCAUUUGGUUAUGAAGUGUUGGGUUCAGACUUAAACCAGUUAACCCUAAAGAGUGCUUAGGAUUUGCAUUAAACUGCAAACCUAAUAAAAUACCAUUGGAUUACAUAUAAAUUUAUUGUACUUUUGUUUUUAUUAUUAUUAUUCAAAUAAAUACUGUUAUACUCAUUUACAAUACGGAUUACAAUUUAUUUUAACUCAACGGUGAGUCGUCAGACUUGGACGGUAUCUGUUUACGGAUAGAUACCGGUUGUGUUUCAUCAGCUCGUAUCGGACCGCUGUGGCGUAACAGUGGCUACGAAUUAGUGUAACACAACGCAUGUGGUGGCUAAAGCGGUGAGAUAUACUCAACUAUUACCGGUAGCAUAGCUCUUUAACUGGAGUAUUGCUUACAUUACCUGUUAUACACCGUCGGUAAAGUUCUUUAAACAGAACCUACCGACUCACACGCAAAUCCAAGCACAGUGAUGAGUAGACUUUUAAAGCAAAGUCACUCUUCAUAAAUAGGGCUUAAAGGUCCAAAAAAGAUCAUAGGCAUGUGCAUACCGAGGGAAUGGUAGCACAGCGCUUUUGUCAACAGAGGAUGUCGGUUUAAAAGCUGACACUAAUCCUCUGAUCUUCUCACCUCACAUGGGAGGAAUGAGAGCCUUGGUUUAAACCGGCUGAGGGGUGCGAAUGACAUGUAAUGAUCGCUGUGAUUGACUUAAACGAGUCAACACCUAACUGAGUUCUUAAACUGGAACUCAAAAUUUCUACGUCUAUCAACUGCAAGGGAUGGUAGCUGACAGACGUGUGGACUAAGGACGAACCCAACACUUCAUCAAACAACGGCUGUUUUCCGAAGCUCGAGGAUGGCUAAACAACAACAACACCCGACUAAUAUUUAAUAAACACUCGACUAAUAUCUAAUAAUAAAGACCCGACUAAUAAUAAACACUCGUUACCAUAAUAACCCUUAUAUAAUGUUGGGGGUAUAAACUAAUAAACUAAUAAUUACCACUAAAUCUAUUAAACUAUUGGGGGAUAAUUGCGCUAUUAUGACUCAUUAAAGCUCGCUAUGUCUAAUAAUAAAUCAAACAGUGACUCUUCUAUGGAUUCGUAUGGAAACAAUCAACAGACAAAUGAUGCCAACAAUAAUGUGCCGCUUAAUAAUAACUCAACUAAUAAUUCAGUGAACCUACCUUAUUGUGAACCGUCAACUUCACGAAUUAAUAACCCAAUCGAUCCAUAUGAUAUUGAAGUAAUUACCAUCUCUAGUGAUUCAGAAAUGGAUAUAGAAAACGCUGAAGAUGAGAUAACACCUGAAUACUUUUUAAGCACAUACAGUGAUUAUAGACAUCCAACAAAUCUGACAACUCUAAGAAAUAAUCUAUACUCCGAGUUAAUGGCAUAUGAAUGUUACGACGACUUCUAUGAUUCAAAUGAUGCGGAUGACGAGAAUGAUACAAGCAAUGCAGAUAAUGUAAUUGAAAACGCAACAAACGAAGAAGACGCCGAAGUAGUUGACACAGGAAUUGCGGAUGAAAUCAAACCAGUACUCAUGGGUAUCAGAGAUAACACGGAAAUAAAAAAUGAGCCACAAUUGAACCACCAAAUAGGAGCUGUAGUUAAUCAAACACCAGCAACACAUUAUGGACAAUCAACCGACGAUGUAUUUAUCGGACAAAACAGUGAAUUUAAUUUCAGUGUACCAUUUGGCUCUACUUUUGACGCGUAUAACAGACUUAGAUGUUCUGUUAGUACCUUUAAUACUGGAUAUCAAAAACUUUUCAUUGGACUUAACUCUGGACAAAUUGCAGCAUUUAAUAACGGAUCACUAAGACCAAUAUAUUUUAAACUACAACAGAAAAUGAACGCACCGAUAAAAAUUAUUAAAAGUGGUGUUAAAAUUAAUCACUUAUUAGCAGCGACUGACAACACAAUUGCAUAUUACAAUGAAUUAAAUGGACAACAAAUCUAUUCUCACACAUAUAAAGUUGGUAAAAUUAUUUCAAUUUUCAAUGAAUGUCACCGUAAAUUUGUUAUUAUCACAAAAGAAAAGUUUACACAAAUUGACGAAUUAAUAUUUAAUGACAACAUCUUAGUGAAUGUACGCUACGCAACAGGUAUUGCAGGAGAGGCCGAAGGGAUCGCAUUUGAUGCAUUAUCAAAACAUAAUACAUCGAAAGACGGACAAUCAAUUUUCACAUUACGAGCAAUAUUAUUAUUAAAAACGGACGAGAGAAAAGUGAUACAACUUAAAGUUUAUGAAAUAGAAAUUACUGGUAAUGUCAUCAAACAAAAGUUUAAAACUCCUGUUGUAAUUAAUGGUAACAUAGCAGCCGAACACAAAAUGGUGGUAACAACGAAUUAUAUUAUUUUGGCAGAACUGUUUAAUCCAGAUGUUCCAACAACGACUUCAAGGAAUAUUCAAAUCUAUCGAAACGAUACGCUCCAUAAAUGUUUUAGUUGUACACUUGGCGCACCAAUAAGAGAUAUUGUUUGGAGCAAAAAUUAUCUUCUUUUAAUAACUGAACUAAUGCAAAUUGACAUAAUGAACUUAAAUGAUUUGCAAAGAACAUACUUGGUCUCAUGUGAACGACCUAUUAUCAAAGCAUUAAUAACGUCAAACAACAAUCAAGCAACACAUGAAUCACAACUGGGUAUUUUAUACUUAGGAACUGAUUCAGUAAUUCGACAUAAAAACCUUAAAGACUUUUUAAUAACUAAAGAAACAAAAAUGGUGGAAGUCAACAACCGAAUGAUGAUAGCGCCGCCAAAGGACUUGGGAAUGAUAAGAAUUUCAAGCACCGAAUCUAAAUUAUCACCAUAUUAUUAUAGAGCAUUAGCAAACUAUUAUAAUAUAGAAAUAAACGAUUUUGUAUAUCACACUGUAACUGUAGAUAAAGAAUUAAUUUAUAUAAUUAUUGUUAGUAUCCCAAUGUUAAACAUCAAAUUUAGAAUUGAAGGACCGACUACGGAAGCCGUUCGCGAAACAGCAGCUGGUGUCAAUCAAGUGAUAUUAACUGAAAAAGGUGACAAUAAGAGAAAAAAGAAUAGGUCGACAUAUAAAACAGUGGUCGAAUAA
This is a messenger RNA of Oppia nitens, 3468 nucleotides long. RefSeq lists its product as uncharacterized. The transcript has 3 exons. The coding region runs from base 1459 to 3468 and encodes 669 amino acids. The record is from RefSeq and is a predicted model, not a curated record. Lineage: Eukaryota; Metazoa; Arthropoda; Arachnida; Sarcoptiformes; Oppiidae.